ACCACCAAAGCUUCGCAUAUAUGAACUGUCAGAAGGCACGCAACUCGCCGCACUCGCAAUAAAACGCUGCUGCUGCUGCUCUCUCGCUCGGAUUUUCUCCCCCCCGCAAAAAAUAAAAACAAUAUCGAAGCAUCGAAGGGGGCGCAAAGAUGUUCAGAGUCGUGACCAAAAUACCAGCCACCAGGAUCAAUUCUCAGACCAGGAUUGGGCAAUCCCGGUUAUACAGGACGAUCCGACACUAUUCGAAAAAGGGAGAGAACGAGCUAUGCCCGCCGACCCCACCGAAAUCUGGCGGCGGAUCGCUGUACAUGAUCGGCGCACUGACGGUGGUGACCGGAGCGACACUGGGAUACGCCAAGUACGAUCCGGACUUUAGGGAUUGGCUGAAGGAGCGUGUCCCGUUCACCGAUGAUCUUAUCCGAUUCGUCGCGCAGGAGGACGGGACGUGGGCGGAUCAGUUGAGCAAGUUGAUGUCGAAGUUUUCGGCGAAACCGCCGCUCCGACUCCCCGCCGUCAUCGAGGAGAAAAAGAAGGACUACAACGCGCCGCAUCCCGUUUUCCCGAAGAUCGCCGAAGACUCGAAACACACCGAUUCCUACAACGAGAUCCGCGUCGAGCAGAAAUCCUCGCCCGGAGCGACGCCCUUCGUCGAGAUCAGCGGCGAUGUUAAGCGUGAUCCAUCGAAAUUGCCCGUCGACGAGAUCGCCGACCUCGAGCUGAGCAUCACGUCGAACGCGACGAUGGCCAUCGAGGAGUACAACAAGUCCAUCUACACCCUGAGAAACUACAACAGCAACGUGGAGGUCGUCGUCGAGGAGUCCGUGGACAGGAUCGACCCGUCGGUGUGGGACAAUCUGAGGAAGAAGUCGAAGGACAAGGACCAGCAGAUCAGCGAUGCGAACAAGCACGCUAACGAAGCGCUGAAGAGUAUCAGCGAGCUGAAGAAGAUGCUGAGGAGGAAGGAUUUGAACGUGCCGGAGGUGACGAUCGAACGCACCAAAGUGAACAUGCACAGGAUGGAGCACGAUUUGCACGCUGCCAAGGCGGAGCUGGACAAGGAGAUGAGGCUGUCCAGCGUCACGGACAAGUACUGGCAUAAGGUCGAACAAGCCAGGAAGCAUUUCGGAAAGGAACUCGAAGCUCUCUUCCCCACCAUCAAUCUGGAGCAGAGGAACGUGACCAUCUCGGACGCCGACAUGGAUCUGUUCGUGCUGCACGCCAUGUCCAAGGUCCUCUACUACCAGAAGGAGCUCUACAAACUGGAAACGCUGAGCGAUCAGCGUCUGCAGGACGCUAUGGAUUCUGCGAAGAACACCGGAAACUUUGAAGUUCUCACCACCGAGCAGAUCUGCCUCGAGCUCGAGAAGGAGAAGCGUAAAUUGGAGACGGAAUACCAGACCAAAUGCUUGAAACUGAGGCAGGAAUCCGAGCACGAGCUCAGGCAAAAGCUGAAGAUGCAAUCGGAGGCGUUCACCGAUCACCUCGAGGACGCGAUCCAAACUCGCGAGAUGGAGCUGGAGCGUCUGCUGAACAGGAAGUUCGACGAGGAUUUGACUGAGGAGAGGUGCAAGUACAAGAUGCAGGUGUCCGCGAUGGUCGGUCGUCUUAGAGGAAUGGAGGAAGCCAUGAAAGCGAGAGCCGAUGCUGAUAAGACCGCCCAUCAAGCGCAGGUCCUCUGGAGCGCCUGUCAAGCGCUCUUCAGGUCCGUGAAGGCUGGAUGUCCGGGCGUUGCGUGGAUGGAUCAGCUGAGGCCUCUGGAAGCGGAAAUCCACGCUGUGAAAAGCGCUGCCGCUGAAAACGAUGAACUGGUGAAGGUCGUCAUCGAGGGAAUCCCGUCGGAGGCGAAGGAGCGCGGCGUGUUCCCCGAGGACGCUCUGCGCGAGCGCUUCCUGAAGGUGGAGAAGGUCGCCAGGAGUAUGGCGCUGCUUCCCGAGACCGGCGGUUUCCUGCACAUGUACUUUUUGUCCUAUCUGCAAUCCAUGUUGCUGCUCAAGUCCACUAAUCCCAUUCCGCAGGCGGAACUUAACGACGAAAGCGUUGAUUUUACUAAAUUAGGUACAAACGAAAUUCUACAGAGAGCACGGUACUGGAUGGAUCGUGGAGAUUUCGCGCAGACCCUGAGAUACAUGAACCUGUUGAAGGGUGCGGCCCGCGCCGUCGCCAAACAGUGGAUGAACGAGGCGAGGAUACUGCUUGAAACCCAGCAGGCCGCCAACACCCUGAUGUCUUAUGCGGCCGCCAGCGGUCUCACGUACAUGUAGUAGCAACAUUCAUCCUUUGUAUAUAUAUAUAACAGAACAAAA
Nicrophorus vespilloides is the source of this 2303-nucleotide messenger RNA. Its product is annotated as MICOS complex subunit Mic60. Gene Ontology annotation, biological process: cristae formation. Bases 150 to 2261 code for a protein of 703 amino acids. Gene Ontology annotation, cellular component: MICOS complex. Lineage: Eukaryota; Metazoa; Arthropoda; Insecta; Coleoptera; Silphidae. The transcript has 9 exons. The record is from RefSeq and is a predicted model, not a curated record.